AUGGGUAAACAAAACAGCAAACUGAAACCUGAGGUUCUGGAAGAUCUAAAGCAAAACACUGAGUUCUCAGAUGCUGAAAUUCAAGAAUGGUAUAAGGGAUUCUUGAAGGAUUGUCCCAGCGGUCACCUGUCAGUUGAAGAGUUCAAAAAAAUAUAUGGAAACUUCUUCCCCUAUGGAGACGCUAGUAAGUUUGCAGAGCACGUGUUCCGUACAUUCGAUGCUAAUGGUGACGGGACUAUAGAUUUCCGGGAGUUUUUGUGCGCCCUGAGCGUCACAUCUCGUGGUAAACUCGAACAGAAGCUGAAGUGGGCCUUCUCUAUGUACGAUCUGGACGGGAACGGUUACAUCUCGAGACAGGAGAUGCUUGAAAUUGUGACAGCUAUUUACAAAAUGGUUGGAUCGGUUAUGAAAAUGCCCGAAGACGAGUCCACUCCGGAAAAGAGAACAGACAAGAUAUUCCGACAGAUGGAUAGAAACAAAGAUGGGAAGUUAUCGCUUGAGGAGUUCAUAGAGGGCGCUAAAAGCGACCCUUCGAUUGUACGGCUACUGCAAUGCGAUCCACAAUCCCAGUGA
Molecule: messenger RNA, 573 nt
Organism: Danaus chrysippus (African queen)
Lineage: Eukaryota; Metazoa; Arthropoda; Insecta; Lepidoptera; Nymphalidae
Source: the annotation of a GenBank genome assembly